CAAAGAAAAUAUAAAGGUCAUUGUCUGUGACCUGUAGAAGAGUUUACAAUGGAGACUCCAGCUGUCACCGAGCCCUCCUACAACACAGUUGCCAAGAAUGACUUCUUUUCUGGAUUCGUAUGUUUCAGCAUAAAUGUGCGGGCAUUUGGAAUCACAGUGCUGACUCCGCUGUACUCCCUGGUGUUUGUCAUUGGUGUGAUAGGCAAUGUCCUGGUGGUUCUGGUGCUCAUACAACGCAAGAGGCUUCGAAACAUGACCAGCAUCUACCUGUUCAACCUGGCUGUCUCUGAUCUGGUCUUUCUCUUCACACUACCUUUCUGGGUUGACUAUAUCGUAAAAGGAGACUGGGUGUUUGGUAAUGCCAUGUGUAAGUUUCUCGCUGGAUUUUAUUACCUGGGCUUGUAUAGUGACAUGUUUUUCAUCACCCUGCUUACGAUUGAUAGGUACCUAGCUGUUGUCCAUGCUGUGUUUGCUCUGAGGGCCCGGACUGUCACUUUUGGCAUCAUCAGCAGCAUCAUUACCUGGGUCCUAGCUACCUUGGUUUCUAUUCCUUGUCUGUAUUUUUUCAAAACUCAGUUGGAGUUCACUUACCAAACCUGCAGAGCAGUUUUGCCCAAGAAGAGCCUGAUACAGUUUUUGAGGUUUCAGGCUCUCACAAUGAACAUCCUUGGGCUAAUUUUGCCUCUGUUGGCCAUGAUCAUCUGCUAUACAAGGAUCAUCAAUGUUCUACACAGAAGACCCAAUAAGAAGAAGGCCAAAGUCAUGCGUCUGAUUUUUGUUAUUACACUUCUCUUCUUCCUCCUCUUGACCCCCUAUUAUUUGGCUGCCUUUGUUUCUGCUUUUGAAGACGUCCUAUUCACCCCCGGGUGUGUGAGAAGCCAACAGGUGGACCUGGCCUUGAUGAUAACUGAGGCACUUGCCUACACCCACUGCUGUGUCAACCCAGUCAUUUAUGUCUUUGUGGGUGAACGGUUCCGGAAGUACCUCCGGCAGCUGUUUUGGAGGCGUACAGCUGUAUCCCUGCCAAAAUGGCUGCCCUUCCGCUCGGUAGACCGAGUACAGAGGUCCAGUUCCACGUCUCCAUCCACAGGGGAAAUUGAGGUCUCUGCUGACUUAUAA
Rattus rattus (black rat) is the source of this 1119-nucleotide messenger RNA. Its product is annotated as C-C chemokine receptor 1-like protein 1. The transcript has a single exon. NCBI's taxonomy places the organism in Eukaryota, Metazoa, Chordata, Mammalia, Rodentia, Muridae. Gene Ontology annotation, biological process: immune response; positive regulation of monocyte chemotaxis; inflammatory response. Gene Ontology annotation, cellular component: membrane; cytoplasm. The record is from RefSeq and is a predicted model, not a curated record. Gene Ontology annotation, molecular function: chemokine (C-C motif) ligand 5 binding; C-C chemokine receptor activity; chemokine (C-C motif) ligand 7 binding. Bases 49 to 1119 code for a protein of 356 amino acids.